AUAUUAAAGCGCAGCUUGGAUCCUGAGAACAUGCCGUCACAAAUGGAGAUUUGCCAGCAGCUCAGGAGCAAUUUCCAUGAUAGGAGGCAGCCAACCCCAAUUCCAGAUGUGGCACCUAAUCCACCAAUGGUCAGUUGAGAGUUCUGGAAUUAGAGGAGGAACGGGUGGAAAACUGGGUGAAGUGGUUUUCCCUGAACAGAUUCCUCGAGUGACUGAGCAACCAAAAUGGCAGGGGCCAACAACAGCUUCUCGGAGGGCUUCAUUCUGAUGGGUGUAUCUGACCAUCCCCAGCUGGAGAUAAUCUUUUUCAUAGUCAUUCUCUUCUCUUACUUGCUGACCUUGUUUGGGAACUCAACUAUUAUCCUGCUUUCCUGCCUGGAUGCCCGACUCCACAGCACCAUGUACUUCUUCCUCAGCAACCUCUCCUCCCUGGACCUUGCUUUUACAACUAGCUCAGUCCCCCAAAUGCUGAUUAACUUAUGGGGACCAGAUAAGACCAUAAGCUAUGGUGGCUGUGUGACCCAGCUCUAUGUUUUCCUCUGGCUAGGGGCCACUGAGUGCAUCCUGCUUGUGGUGAUGGCAUUUGACCGCUAUGUGGCAGUUUGCCGGCCCCUGCAUUACACCACCAUUAUGAACCCUCGGCUGUGCUGGCUGCUGGCUGCCAUUGCAUGGUUGGGCGGCUUGAGCAACUCUGUGAUCCAGUCAACGUUCACUCUGCAGCUCCCAUUAUGUGGGCACCAGAGGGUGGACAACUUCCUGUGUGAGGUGCCUGCCAUGAUCAAACUGGCCUGUGGAGACACUAGUCUCAAUGAAGCUGUGCUCAACAGUGUCUGCACCUUCUUCACUGCUGUCCCACUAAGCAUCAUCCUGAUCUCCUACUGCUACAUAGCUCAAGCUGUGCUGAAGAUCUGCUCAGCUGAGGGACAGAGAAAGGCCUUUAAUACAUGCCUCUCCCAUCUGGUGGUGGUAUUCCUCUUCUAUGGCUCAGCUAUCUAUGGGUAUCUCCUUCCAGCUAAGACCAGCAGCCAGGACCAGGGCAAAUUCAUUUCCCUCUUCUACUCUGUGGUCACGCCAAUGGUGAAUCCUCUCAUCUACACUCUAAGAAACAAGGAGGUAAAGGGGGCGCUAAGGAGGCUGCUGGGAAAGGGAAGAGAACUUGGCUGAGAGAAGGGAAAACUCCAUCAUCAUUUAACUCCUCUUCUUCUACCUUUUCUCAUUCUUGCUCUGACCUGAUGAAUAUGAGGAGUACCAACCCUAGUACAACCAAGAUAUGUUCCCAACAACCCUAAGCUGCUAAGACAUGGUUAGAGUUAUUUCUAAUAUUCUAUGCUUAUUUACUAAAAAUCCUGUGGACUACAGGUAACAAUAGAUCUUAGGUGUGUCUCAUCAACAGCUCAGAGGUUUUUGACUUAGUACAGACCUAGCUCACUGUCCUUGUUGUACACAUGUAUUUAUUACAUGUAAUGAAUAUUACUUGUUUUGUAUUUCUAGAGAAUUAUGUACUUUAAAAAGCAGUUCCACUUGUAAUAUCUUUAUAUAAUGAUGCUACUAUUCCAUAAAAUCAAGCCAGACAUUAGUCCCAAAUGAAAACUCAAUUCAUCUUUGUACCCUAUCCAUCCCCCCAUCUUUCUCCAUCUCUCUUUGUCUCUUCUGAGUAUUUCAGUCUGUCUACCCAUACUUCCUUUUUUAAAAAAGAUUUUAUUUAUUUGAGAGAGAGAGAGAGAGAACAACAGAGUGAGAGAGAGUGUGUACAAGCUGGGGGGAGGGGGAAAGGGAGAGGGAGAAGUAGACUCUCUGCUGAGCAGGAAGCCUGAUCCAGGGCUCGAUCCCAGGACCCUGGGAUCAUGACCUGAGCUGAAGGCAGACACUCAACCAACUGAGCCACCCAGGUGCCCCUGUCUACCCAUACUUCCUAUCCAUAUGUUCCUCUGUCAUCUUGUUUACCCUCUCCUUUAUGUCUACAUGCCAUUUUCUGCUUCAUCUAAUAUUUAAUGAGAAAAAAGAAAGACUAUUUUCCUUUCAAUUAAACCUAUUUAUUUAAAUUGUCUCCUCCAAAGUCCCAGCCAUGAGAUUUGCUAUCAGCAUUUGGAUAUGUUGUGUAUGAUUGGUGGAUUGUGGGAUGCUCUGAGACUCCUUAAGCAAGUUUAAGAGCCCAAGAAAGAUUCUCUCUCCAUAAAGUAUGUCCCCUGCCUCCAGAUCUGGUUUUUCAGUCUUAACAUUCCUGGAAGUCAGCAAUCAGUCCAGCACACCAUGACUCACCUUGAGGAACACAGGUAUUGGAAUUAGAAUGCAAUAUGUGAUAUAGCACAUUACUAGAAUUGCCAUGGGAAUACAUACCUACUACCACAUUUCAUGUACUCUUUCCUUAGAGAAACUGGGUUAAUAUGAGUAAGUUGCUUAGCAAUUACAUUU
Mirounga angustirostris (Northern elephant seal) is the source of this 2412-nucleotide messenger RNA. RefSeq names its product olfactory receptor 2C1. Gene Ontology annotation, cellular component: plasma membrane. Gene Ontology annotation, molecular function: G protein-coupled receptor activity; olfactory receptor activity. Gene Ontology annotation, biological process: G protein-coupled receptor signaling pathway; detection of chemical stimulus involved in sensory perception of smell. The coding region runs from base 226 to 1164 and encodes 312 amino acids. The record is from RefSeq and is a predicted model, not a curated record. NCBI's taxonomy places the organism in Eukaryota, Metazoa, Chordata, Mammalia, Carnivora, Phocidae. The transcript is spliced from 2 exons.